AUGGGAUGGAGCAUCCUUAUGAGCGUGUGCGCAUGUGGCCGUGAUGACCUCGCGGGAUUUGCUUUAGAUCGAACUGAAGCAGUAGAUUGUGCUACAAUCACUAACAAGACAACUUUUCUGCACCUUACCGCUAUGUCUAGAAACACUCGUGUGAUUGAAGAAUUAAUUGCAACGGGUGAGCGACAAGAGAAAAUUCGGCAAAUAAUUGAUCAGCAAAAUGCUCAUGGUGAUACAGCACUGAUGAUGGCUUGCGUAGCGAAGAAUGUAACAGCAGUGCAACGUCUUGUUGAAUUGGGUGCAAAAAUUGAUGUAAUCAAUGUAAGUGGACUGAGUGCACUUAUGUGUGCUGCUCGCGUCGGACGAGAUCCACGCUCGGGUGCUUUGCCCGUUGAGGAAAUGAUGAUGUGUAGUGCUGUGAUCAUCGAAAAUUUACUUCUAAAUGGAGCAAAAGCGAAUGUUGUGGAGAAAGAAGGUGGUAAUACAGCGUUGCAUCUUGCUGUAUUGAGCGAUAAUAUUGAUGCUGUAAAGUCUUUGGUUCAAAAUGCUCUAAAUCUUGACAUUACGUUGCGAAAUAAAGAACGAAAGACGGCGUUAGAGUUGAGCAAACAGUCUUCAGGAAUGGCGACUAUGCAGAUGGAACAAGUUUUGUCCAACAAAUGGGAUCAGUGUACGAGAGAGGCAGCUAAACGAUGCGCAAUGAUGGAACAAGAGCUGUUGGAUCUGUCAAUAGAAGAUAAUGGGAAUAAAUUGAGUCGCAGUAAGCUGCGCAAAAGAGAAAAUAAGACGAAGAAACUGAAGAAAAGAACGAAGGCUGUGCAGAAAAUGUCCGAAGAUGUGUCGACAAGAUCGAAGCCCACACAGGACGAGCCUGAGCUUAGUAAAAUAAAAGAAAAAAACGAAAACUUCACGCCGCCAUCGAGUUUGAAUGAUACACAAGUAGUCGAGAAGGUCGCUAUGCUUGAUCUAAAUUGCAACAAUUUUGAAAAUCGAGUUGACUGUGACGACGGCGACUGGCUUCGAAUUGUGUCCAGAAAAAAUCGGUGUAAGAAUUUGGGCAGCAAAUACGAAAAUCCUCAUGAUAGCUUGAAUGACAAAAUGAUCGAGACUACACAAACGAACAUUAUACGAAAGUCGAUCUCAUCACAAGCUACGCAGGCGGCGCGUUCAAAGCAUUCUAAGGCAAGUUUAAAUGUAUCUACUGUAAUUGAAGCCCCAGGAAGCGAGCAAUUGAGUUUAAAGGUGACGACUGCGAUUGCAACGGUGUCCCCGCGACGCCAAGUGCUAUCAGAGGACGAUGAAAACGAAUCCUUGAGUUCAAAUUUAUCUUACGAUGGGCUGAACAAACAAUUCCAUUCCACAUUUCCUGUUGCAGCCGAGCUGGAGAUUGAUGUCGAAAAAUUUCUUAUCGCAUCGUCAACGAGCGACCGCGAGCUGGAGCCGUAUGACACCUUGAGUAUUUCUCAGGUUGAGGCAUUACAAGAAGCUCAUUGGCAAGCUUUUCACUAUCUUAAUGAAAAAAAGAUUGAAUUGACUAGUGUGCUUGAAGCCCAGCGUAUUGAAGCUCGAUUCGCCUUGCAGCAAGAGCUCAUGCAAAUCCAAUGA
Molecule: messenger RNA, 1602 nt
Organism: Plasmopara halstedii
Lineage: Eukaryota; Oomycota; Peronosporomycetes; Peronosporales; Peronosporaceae
Product: Ankyrin
Exons: 6
Coding region: 1-1602 (533 amino acids)
Biological process (GO): positive regulation of transcription by RNA polymerase II
Cellular component (GO): nucleus
Molecular function (GO): protein binding; transcription cis-regulatory region binding
Source: RefSeq, a predicted model, not a curated record